GGCUGAGUUUGCAGGCUAUAGCUACAUGGAUAUUACUUGUGGGAGGCCCCCUAACGCCACUGGAGCACGCAUAGGAAAUCCUCGACCCCUGGCUGUCAAGCUAGUUAGCUAGUCUAGCUAAGUUAGCUACCUAGUUAGUGUUCUUGUUUGAAACUCGUAACGUUGCUGCGCUUUUCGAUUUUUGUGUUUCUCUGCGUAGCUUUAUCUUUUUCCUACACAUCGCUAGCAACCCACUAUUACGAGCUCCAUGGCUUGCUAGUCAGUUAGCUAUGUAGCUAGUUUGUCCGGGGGCUUUUGUUUCUUGCUAACGUGUUCUGAAUCAAUGAAGCUCGUUGCCUGAAUUACUUUGUGCUAAUUAUAGAUAGAUAAGGUUCACAGCUAGUUACAUAGUUCAGUUUUGCUAACGUUAACGUCAUUCUUUCCCCCACGGGCACUGAUAUAUUGAUAGUUGUCGGUAUUUAACGGCAGCUUUAUAAUUUUUGUAUACAAAGUAUCCAACAGACAAUACAUGAAUGUUUAACAUAAAUUCAGUCAAGCAUGCAUUGUUUUAGGUAACCGACAUUGUCUUAUAAUAUAAUGUCUUUUCGGUGCAGUGUUAUUUCUAGAGAUAACGUUAAGAAUUUUGUGCGGUAUAGCUAAUAGGCUAGUUUACUAGCUAAGUUAGGUGCAACGUUCGACAUCGUGUCUGGGUAGCUAUAUUCACAAGUUAGCUACAUUGUUUUUCUUUUCAAAAAUCUGUAUUUUUAGCCUGCUAACUGAAGAGUUAGCUAACUCUAAGUGCUUCGGGCAUCGGCCAUACCGCACUGAUACGUUCAAGGGUAACCCCUCUGGAAUCCUCUCAGAAGAAGACCAAUUUUGUAGGAGAUACUACACCGAACACUCAUGAACAUACAGAGGUCAAAUCCCAUUAACAUAACACGUUAUGGGAGAUCAAGGCAUAAAACGCACGACUUCGAGGAGUUAUCUUGUCUGAGGACUACAGAAUCGAUUCAGAGUUUCAGCCCCAAUUUAGGAUCUCCGAGUCCCCCCGAGACUCCAAAUCCCUCGCAUUGCAUUUCUUGCAUUGGGAAAUACCUAUUGUUGGAGCCGCUGGAGGGAGACCACGUUUUCAGGGCGAUUCAUUUGCACAGCGGAGAGGACUUCGUUUGCAAGGUGUGUGAUAUCGCUCGAUAUCAGGAAACGUUGGCAGCCUACUUUUGCCUGUCAGAACACCAAAAUAUAAACCAAAUAGUUGAGAUUCUUCUUGGGGACACAAAGGCCUACGUGUUCUUCGAGAAGAGCCAUGGGGAUAUGCACUCCUUUGUUCGCACCUGUAAGAAACUGCGCGAAGAUGAGGCCGCGAGACUGUUCCAUCAGAUAGCGUCUGCGGUAGCGCACUGCCACGACAACAGACUGGUUCUGAGAGACCUCAAGCUGAGGAAGUUCGUCUUCAAAAAUGAGGACAGGAGCCUCAUUAAGCUGGAGAGCCUGGAGGACGCCUGCAUCCUACAGGGGGAUGACGACGCGUUGUCGGACAAGCACGGCUGCCCCGCCUACGUGAGCCCGGAGAUCCUGAGCGGCGGCGGCAGCUACUCGGGCCGAGCGGCUGACGUGUGGAGCCUGGGCGUCAUGCUCUACACCAUGCUAGUGGGCCGCUACCCGUUCCACGAUGUGGAGCCCGGCUCGCUCUUCAGCAAGAUCCGGCGGGGCCAGUUCAGCCUGCCGGAGACCCUCACCCCUAAGGCCCGCUGCCUGAUCCGCAGCAUCCUGCGGCGGGACCCGGCCGAGCGCCUCACCUCCCGGGAGAUCCUGGAGCACCCCUGGUUCUCCUGCGAAAUCCAGGCCUCCAACCAGGGCUACGGGAGGAACGAGAAGGGGGCCUUGGACCAGCUGGUGCCGGACGUGAACAUGGAGGAGGAGCUGGACAAGUUCUUCAGCUGAGCGUCGGCGUCCGCGGCGACGGCGCGUCACGGAGACGGAAAGGAGCGACGCGAAAUCGAAACUUAUCACUCUGACAUGAAGGAAUCCAUCCUGACCCAUUUCACAGAAACGCAGUUCACCCCCCCCUCCUCCCCCCCCUCAGCCUGGUAAGCGUGUGCAGAGAGCGGGCCUCCUUCACGGUUCCUGCAGGAGUCGCUGGACACGCGAGGUGCAUACAUCAUGUAGCAAAUCUCUCUGAAGUGGUGCUCGUAGGUUAGACUGGCGCUAGCGGAAUAAAGCAACAAACAUACACUUGUGGAGCGAAGGAUAGCAGCUUUGUCGUCUCGAGGAGCCAAGCGGGGAACAAAACUCAACGCCGGGCAGACUUCGGGGUGUCACUCCGGCUUUCUUUUCGGGGGGGAAAAAUGUUACAAUAAGUAACUUCUUGCCUAAGCACAUUUCGCAUUGUAUUGAUCUCAAUAUAUUUUUUUUUUUUUUUUUGCUGGUGUUAAUUUGGGA
Molecule: messenger RNA, 2418 nt
Organism: Megalops cyprinoides (Indo-Pacific tarpon)
Lineage: Eukaryota; Metazoa; Chordata; Actinopteri; Elopiformes; Megalopidae
Gene: trib2
Product: tribbles pseudokinase 2
Exons: 3
Coding region: 883-1920 (345 amino acids)
Biological process (GO): protein phosphorylation; regulation of MAP kinase activity; positive regulation of proteasomal ubiquitin-dependent protein catabolic process
Cellular component (GO): nucleus
Molecular function (GO): mitogen-activated protein kinase kinase binding; protein kinase activity; ATP binding
Source: RefSeq, a predicted model, not a curated record